AGAACGUAUUGUAAUCUUCUCUCAGUCCAACGUGGUUCCUUCUCAUAGAGUGUUGCUUCUUCUCUGCACUUGUUUGCUUUAUGAAGUGUCAAUGAUGAAUUUGGAACAAGAAAGGCCAUUUGUUUGUAAUGCCCCAGGCUGCUCGCAGCGCUUUCCUACCGAGGAUCACCUGAUGAUUCACAGACACAAGCAUGAAAUGACUUUGAAGUUUCCAUCUAUAAAAAAUGAUAACAUAUUAUCAGACCAGACACCUACACCCACUCGGUUUCUGAAGAACUGUGAAGAAGUUGGCCUCUUCAAUGAGCUGGACUGUUCCAUAGAGCAGGAGUUCCGAAAGGCACAGGAGGAAGAAGACAGCAAGCAAAACAUUUCACUGCACAGUACAGCAGGACCAUCUCCACACCAGCCUGCCCAAGCAAGGAUGUCGAACCACGACACCAGCAUUGUUAUACAGCAGGCCUUACCCUCUCCACAGUCUAGCUCUGUCAUCACCCAAGCACCUUCCACCAACAGACAGAUUGGGCCUGUUCCAGGCUCGCUGUCCUCACUGCUGCACCUUCGGAACAGACAGAGACAGCCUCUACCUGCCUCAAUGCCUGGCACCCUGCCUGACCCUCCUAUGCCUGGAUCCUCUGCAGUAUUAAUGCCAAUGGAAAGGCAGAUGUCAAUGGGCUCCAGUAUCAUGGGACUUCAGGGUCCAAACCUCAACAACAACUGCUCUUCAUCCCAAGUCCCUACAAUGCAUUCAGAAGCUAAACUGAGGCUGAAGGCAGCACUGACUCACCACCCUGCAGCCAUGCCCAAUGGGACCAUGAACACGAUGGGUCACAUGAUGGAGAUGAUGUCGGCUCGACAGGACCAGACUCCUCACCACCACCUGCACUCGCACCCGCACCCGCACCAGCCUCUGCAGCCUCCUCCACAUGCCUACCAGCACCAGCACCCCCCACCCCAUCAUCAUGGGCACCAUCAGCCCUCUCACCACCACCCACAGAGCCAUCAGCACCCCCACUCGCACCCGCAGCAUCUGCACAGCCACCCCGCACACCACCAGUCCUCGCCACACCAGCCUCUCCACUCUGGAGCACAGUCUCAGGUAUCACCUGCAGCCCAUCAGAUGCAGCCGACUCAGACACUGCAGCCUCCACAGGCCGCUGGGGGCCGGAGGCGGAGGGUGGUGGACGAAGACCCAGAUGAGAGGAGGCGGAAAUUUCUUGAAAGAAAUCGAGCGGCUGCCACGCGUUGCAGACAGAAGAGGAAAGUGUGGGUGAUGUCACUGGAAAAAAAAGCAGAAGAACUAACUCAAACAAACAUGCAGCUUCAGAAUGAGGUUACAAUGCUGAAGAAUGAGGUAACCCAGCUGAAACAACUUCUUUUGACGCAUAAAGACUGUCCAAUCACAGCCAUGCAAAAGGAUUCACAAGGUUAUCUAAGUCCAGAGAACAGUCCUCCUGGGAGUCCGGCUGCAGUCUGUUCCCAGCAGCAAGUAAUCCAACACAACACCAUCACCACCUCCACCACUGUUGUUGGAGAAGCUGUAGGCAGCGCCGCUUUAAACCAGCUGACCAACCACAGAACUGACAUGAACCCCAUCCUUUAAAAUACGAGUGAUGGAACAUGGUCGCAGAAAACGUGCAAAAACCAUUUUCUCAUUCAGGAUAUAUAUUUUUUAAGAAAAAAACCUAUGAAGCCUGGAAUCAAAUUUGUUUAAAGACUUUUUAUGUGUUUUAUAAAUUACUUUAACAUGUCCAUCUUUAUUAUGUUUGUUGACUGUCAUUUAUUUUAAAUGUUGUAAAAAGGGAGAAAUACAAUUUAUUCAGUAUAAUCUGGAAAACUGCUUCUUCUGGUACAGAUUUUUAGUGACAACCAAAGGAAGCCUUUAGUUUUGCUUCAAGCAUUGAAUGUUGCUUUCUCUUAUACUGCUCUAUAUUCAAACUAAUUAUUUAUUUUUCAGUAUUAUUAAAUGUCACAACUACAGCCAUAAAACUUUUUAAAGUUUUAAAAUAUCGUCUUCGGUAAUGCCAAAAAAUCUUAAAACAGAAUUUCACCUUUUACUAAACCUAAUGAAUGAUAACAAUGGAUGUCAAAAUUUGUGUUAUGCAAAAACGUUUCUUUCAUAAUUACAGAAUUAGAGUUCUUUAUCAGUAUAGGAUUUGGCUUUCUAGGCUUUUACUUUUGUUGAUAAAGACAACAAGGUUUUCAUAUGAGUAAAGGCAUGAAAAGUAGAAAGGGAAUAGUGUUACUGUGCUUCAGUUACUGAUUUCAUUUGAUGAGUCAGUUACUGAGAUUUUACUUAAUAGUUUGUGGUGUUUUCUUAGACUUUAAAAUUGUUUUUGCUCUUGUUCUUGUUGAUGUUAUAUUUAUUGUGAUACCCUUGUUUUAAAGAUUUAGGAGUUUAACAGGGGUACAGCAAUGCAAAAUAUAUAAAACAUCUAAAUUGUACAAAGUUGUGUACUUCCAUAGUGUCUGUCAGAGCUCUACUACCUUCUAUAGCUGCAUUCACAAGUGCACUGCAUAAUGCUACACAUAAUGUUUCUUUUUGCAGUUGUAAAAGAGUAGCAUCACAUCCAUUUCUUCACAGAACAUACUUCCAUGUUUAGUUUAACAAUAUGGGAAUGCCGUGGAAUGACCAAAUUCAAACAUAGUUUCAGAUCAUCACCUUUGCAAUAAACCCGUUUUUAUUACUCUGAAUACAAUGUCCUUAAAAGCAUUAACAUAUUUUUGUAUGUACAGACAGUCUGAAUAGUAAGCAUUUAAAUUGCAUUACAAAGGAGUUGUUAUAAAACUUCCUUAGUUUUAAAAAUUGGUUAUUUUUCUUAGUGCCAAGCUGUGGGUCAGAGUGAGGAGAGAAUUACUUGAAAAUCAGACUGAUAAAAGUCUAGGUUUCAGACCUAUUUCUGGAGGUCACUACAGCCUUUAAAUAUAAAUAGAGGGAAUUUUCAGACAGAAAUGGAACUAAAUAAAAUUUGGCAUAACUCUUGACCUGGAGGCUUGCAGUCUCUGCAGGUUUUGAUUCCACCUUAAUGACCUAAUUGACCUAAGUAUUACCUUAACUAGCCUAAUUUAACAUUUCUCAAAGGUCUUCAGAUGUUGAUGAUUUAAACAAUCCUAAAAUACCCUGGUAUGGCCCUGAAGAAUACUAUGCACAUUAAAGUGCAAUCUGCAGAUUAUUGAUCCUGUGGUUUCAUAUUAGUUUUACAUAAAAACUACACCUAGUGUUCCUGCUUUAAUAUUUUAGAAAGUUUGGUUGCACCUAUGUAAGAAUUCAUGUGUGUUUCUGUUUCUUAUUUGCUCACAAAAGUUUUCAGAUUUAAUUAUGUAAAUGUUUGAGUGAAACAAAAUGAAACAAUGGAACAAGAGCACAAACCAGUUUUUGUACUAGCUAAGAAUUCUCCUUCAUUUACUUAUGCUCUUUAGCCACAGUGCCUGUGAUAAUAUUUGUAUUUUUCUUCUGUCAUUUGUUGACAGAUGAGUUUUGUAUCUUCUACUGGCUGGACUUAAGAAAACAAUUUGUCGAUAUUCAGUAGAAUAUCAAGUUACUUCAAAUCUCCUAUGCAAUGCAAAGAAUCUUUCUGUUGAUAAUUUAUAGGUGACAUUUUAAAGAUCUCUGCAAGCUAACCACACAUAAUUUCCUGUUGUUUUGCAUCUCAACCAUUGCCUUUUAUCUGCGCCCCAGGUUAUAUCUAAGUGCAUAAACAUAGGAAAGGAUGGUUUCCGGAAAUAUUAGCUGCUGUAGGUCUCUGAUAAGUCAUGACUAAAAACCAGGGGAGCUAAGGUCUAACCUACACAGUGCCUUUGUCAGAGCUACCGAACAAUGUAUUCGUACAUCACCGUUACUCAACUUCUUUAGUGCACUGUCAGACAGUAUAUGAUUUAUUGGCAGUCUUAUUUUGCAUAGGACAGGGAUCAACAAAUACUUUAGAUUAGGUUUUGUAUAGUUGGUGCUUACUUUGAAAUUAGAUGUAAUUAUUUAAAACCAAAAAUAAACGAAUCCAUCUGUACAUUCCACGAUAAGAAGAAAACAACUGUGUUUUAUGUAAGAUGUUAGAGAGUUAGAAGUGUAUUUAUACUGUUUUCCUGUAUAAUGGUACUGUACUUAAAAAUAUUAAAUCACUGAUCAUACUAGAAGCAGUUUUGUUACACACUAAAAAAAUUAAGGAUAAGGAGAGUUUGUUUAAGCAUAUUAAGAAAAAUUAUGAUGGUAAAGUGAGUAUUUUAGAAACUUCAGUUUAAAAGUAUUCUCUUCAUAGAUAUAUCAGUGUUUAUUAAUAAGACUAAUUUCAGAGAGGUUCAAGUAUAAUUGGCUAGAAUCAGCCAACCAUAUUUGAUAGUUUUCCACUGAAAAAUGGUAGACCACAUUAUCUUACUUCCAGAAAGUAGACAUGUUUAAGGUAGCAGCAGCUUUCUGUACCUUUGAAAUGUGCCUUUUGUUUAGAUCUGCAUGGAAAAAAAUACUAUUAGUAUGUACUGUACUUUUCAUCACAUACAUUUUGGCCCAAUAUUGGCAUUGGUUUUUAUGACUGAUAAAAUGUAUUUUCCCAUGAUAAAAUGUAUUUUCUCAAUUAUGCUUACUGCUACAAAGCGUAUAGUUGUAUAUUUCCCAAUUCUGAAUGACUUACUUGUCAAUACCUUUCUUUUCAAGGAUUUUAAUUUACCCAUUGACUGAUAAUGUAAGUUAAAAUCUCUUUUGGUGAUCAGACAUUUAAAGGAGUUGUAAGGUCCUGGAUGUAGCAUAUAUGAGGUAAAGUUAUCUAUUCAUCUACCUACUGUAGUUAAGGCGUAGAAGAGAAACCAUUGGCUUGCAAUAAAAAAAAUUAGUAGUCUCAUCUAGGUGUUAGAGUCAAGAUUCUUAAACAGUAUUAUCCACUAAGGCUCAGCAGAAAAAAACAGGAUGAAUAAUAAGCACCCAGAUGUUUUUUUUUAGUGUAUUCAAAGUCCAAUUUAUGCAGCUGCUUUGCAGUUUGUGAUUGAUCCUCAGACACUGCAGUUUUGAGAACUAAUAAAAACAUAUUUUCUAGAUCUCCCAAGUCAUGUAUACUGUACAUUACAGGGCUCAUGUAUGAAUCAAUUGGUGUUGUGUAAAUGUCUCCCGUCAUGGAGGACCUGGUCAGUUGGCACAGAGGAGCAUAACCCUUACCCUAACACUGUGCAUGCCUGUGACAGAUACACUCAUUAGCCCUUUUAAUAUUUAAUUUGAGAAAAUACAAGUCCAGAAUUGGUUACUUAUUGUGCUAUCCAUAAACAUAUUUUAAGUUUUAGAAGGUAUUUGAUCAGUGUGUCACCAUUAUACUUUGUCAUUUAGUUUUAUCAGGAUUUAAACAUUUUUCAGCAUAACAUAAUCUUCUGGACCUUGCACAGUUUUAUAAUAUUCCCUGCAGUGAAACAAAAGGAUUACAGGAGGUGGUUAACCCAGUUUUCUGUCAUAGUUAUAGUCAUAGUUAUCCUGCACAAAGGCAAUAUACUGUAGUUAAAAUUAAUUAAUUAGUUAAUGCUAACACUUACAAAGUGAACUACGUAAGAAUGCCAUUUUUUGCUAAGCUAAAACAAAUAGCGAUUUAAUUCAGAUUAACUUUUGCAAUGAACUAACAUUUUCUCCAGAUAUUAGUUUAUUUACAGUACUUAAUGUUCUUUAAUCCAUACCUUGAAAGCAGAUUCAACCGAGUUUUACAGAAAGCAGUUUAAAAACAUUGAUUAUAAGACCAGAGAAGCAAAAGCUCAUAAUCCACAAGAAAACAGCAUCACAUACAAGAGACAAAUAUCAUAAAAUGUUGAUUUGUUUCUUUGAUAAUUUAAAUUUGUUCUUUAAUAUUUACCUUUUAAGCUAGUUUGCAAUGAUCUACACAUGAAUUUAUGUAGCUUGUUUAUGCACUUUCUCUUCUGUGAUAGCAGAGGAUAAAAUGGCCAUAUGUUGGAAGUCAGUCAUUAUCUGUUAUUACACCAACUAAAGAGACUUGUAAUUAAGACUGUGUACCUAACACAUACUGUCAGAAAUAUAAUGGAACACAAUUACUAACCUAAAAAAAACAACAACACAUGAGGAACAUAAAUUUGAAUGCCUGCUGAAAUGAAAGAAAAUGUAUUCUUGUACCUAGCACUUCCCUUCAGAAGAGUACCACAGUAAAAGAGAAGUUUAAGCUUUGAAAUGUUUAAAUCAUCAGUUGUAUAAUCUUCUUGGUAAAAUUAAGAAUUUUUCAUCCUCCUUUCCUUAGAGUAGUAUUACCAAAAAUAAGUAUUAGUAAUAUUUAAAAAUGUAGCAAAGAUUGCAUUAUUUGAAAACUGUUUUCUGAUGUAAACUGGAAAUUUUCUUUUUAUGUAAUUUAGAUUGAACUGCAUGAUGUGCAAAGGUUAAUAAUAUAUAAAACUGAUUGUAAUUGUAAUCCCAAUAGGCCCACAUCAAAAUGAGUAGUCUCAUCUGGAUGUAAAGAGUCAAGAUUCUUAAACAGUAUUAUCCACUAAGAAUCAGCAGAAAAAAUCAGGACAAAGUUUUCCACAUUGCUUGCUUUAGUGUAAGAUUGCAUGAAAACAUUGUUUGAAAAAAAGUACGAAUCUCACUUCUUAUUUAAUAAAUUACUGUUCAAAACCAGUCUGCUAGUUUCAUUGACUGGAAGGUUUGUAAAACCUCUUGAUAACUGAUGAUCCAAUGUACAUAAAUCAAAAUAAUCUAAUCACUCCACAUAGCAGAAAUUGAACAACUACAGUACUAAUUUCCAUUUUGCUGGCUUAAACUUUUUUUAACUGGAACUCAUAUAGAGGUCAAACAAAACAACCGAAAUUGACUAAAAAAUGCAUUGGUCUAUUAAAUAUGAAAGAAGAAUGUGGUAGGGCCAUUUUGUAAAACUUGUAUGGUUGGUAAUCAGCUGUGACGUACUUUUUGCAUUCAUUUUAAACUGCUACUUCCAGAUGUUCUUCAGCAUUUUCAUUUGGUAGUGGAAUGGUUGGGAAAGCAUGUGGACUGUGCUUUGCAAAUAUCUGAAAGCUAAAGAAGUGGUUUCUUUUUUUUGUUGGAUAAUGCCUAUAUAUAUAUAAAUAUAUAAAUAUUGUAUAAAAUUUCAAACUUUUUUACCCUGUAUAUGUAAUACAACCACCUUCCUUUUUUGGAAGGAGUAAAGCUUUGGUACAUAUUUGUAAAUAUCUUUACAUAGCACUUAAUACUUUUGUCAAACUUAAUUUUUUCCUCCUUUUUAAGGCACGGUUAUUGUUAAUAUUAAGCAAUGAAUUCAUACAUGUCUGCUUUGUAUUGUACAUUUUUAUGUUUCUUAAUUUCAUGAUUUUUAUUUUCAUUUGUACAGGAAUUAAAU
Messenger RNA from Lepisosteus oculatus (spotted gar), 7298 nucleotides. It is a transcript of the gene creb5b, whose product is annotated as cAMP responsive element binding protein 5b. Lineage: Eukaryota; Metazoa; Chordata; Actinopteri; Semionotiformes; Lepisosteidae. Gene Ontology annotation, biological process: regulation of transcription by RNA polymerase II. Gene Ontology annotation, molecular function: cAMP response element binding; DNA-binding transcription factor activity, RNA polymerase II-specific. The record is from RefSeq and is a predicted model, not a curated record.